Vigna unguiculata (cowpea) is the source of this 1736-nucleotide messenger RNA. RefSeq names its product protein APEM9-like. Lineage: Eukaryota; Viridiplantae; Streptophyta; Magnoliopsida; Fabales; Fabaceae. The record is from RefSeq and is a predicted model, not a curated record. Gene Ontology annotation, biological process: peroxisomal membrane transport.
UCUCUUUCCCAAACCCUCACUGACACACACACGAUUCUAAUUACUCUCUCACGUUUCACUCACGGGGGCACACACUAAUUCAUUCACGCACUCACUCAGGUGGAGGGGACACAAUAUACAGGUUUGAGAGAGGAAACCCAUAAGGGGGAACAGAAAAAGCACUACACUUCACCGAAUAGGACCCAACAGUGAGAACGAUUACGCACCCUCUGCCUCAGCCGUUCAUCGCCGACGAGAUUCACUCAACAGCAGUGUCUACAUCCGAAGCUCUAUAGCUGCAGCCCAAGUUGUUAAAGCCAAAUUGAUGAGGCUGCUGAGUAGCUAUGAGUUGGUAUUCGAGUUGCUAUCAUUGGCAAUCUGUGGAAUCUAUUGAGGAGGAGACUAUGCAAAUUAGGACCGAGUCGAUACAAAUCAAGACGACGGAGUUGGAGUCAGAAUCAGACUCUGAAGCUGCUGCUAUAUGGAAUGAAAUUGAGGCUUCAGAGAGCUUCCUUGUCUGUUCUAUGUACCAAGAAGCUGCAUCAGCUGCAUCCUCUAUUUUGGAACGCUUGCGUCAUGCCUCCCUUGCAACUCCAGAUAUGCUAGAAUCCACUGCCAUGGUGCUACUCCAGGCACUUAUCCACCUUCCCAGGAAUCAACACAUUCUCGAUCAACUUAGACUGCAUUUCAUUUCAGUCAAAGCUAUUCCUCCCCGUGUUCUUCUUACUGGAGCUUGUUUUCAAAUUGCACAAGGUUCUGGGCUUGGUGUUCAAGAAUUUGUGGAGGAUUUCCUCAAUGGAUGGAGUCUUGAAGAUGCAAGAUAUUGUGCAGUCAUUAAAGAGACAAAUGUAGAGGAUGGAAGUAUAGAAGAAAGACACAUAAUUCUUGAAAUUAAUGAAUAUGUGGAAGUUGUCGAGCUUUAUUCCGUCACACUUCUUGCAACAGUUAGAAAAGAUGUAGAUCUUGCAAUCUCCUGGGUUGAGAAUUCUUCAUUGCCUGAGGAAAAUCGACAGGGACUUCUGAGAAGGUUAUAUUCCAUGCAUUCUCCUGAAAGUACUAUUGUGUCACAACCUUUUCCUCAGUCACCUACAAAUAGAAAUGAAGAUUAUUCUUUGAAAGAACGAAAUAUGUCCGAAGGAUUACCUCAAGCCUCCAAAACCAAACAUCUAAACAAUGAAAGUAAUAGGUCCAAGAAUGCUCUUAUAAAAUUGUCUAAACAAAUAGAAACAUGUUUCUGUUGCUUCCGUGGUAUCCAUUUGAAGAUUGGCUCUACUAAGUUUGUCAUAACUAGUGGGAAGAUCAUGCUUGGUUGUUUACUACUGUUCAUCUACUAUGUUUUCAGAAAGAAGCAAGCCACUAUAAAAAGGAUUUUAAGAAGACAAGCUAUCUCCGUAAAGAGGGCUUUGGUAGAUUUGUGGCAGCUUGCGUUUUCGUACCAAGUAAAUCCUCUGGCAGCUGUUCAACCGCCAUCUGCUGCAACACGUCAAGGUCAGUGAGGCCAUGAUGGAAUUCUUGACCGAGCAUUUCCAUAAUCAGAAGCUUGUCAUGACACAACUGAUCCUCAACCAAAGUUUCAGUAUGCUAAUCAAUUGCACCUUUGGAUAACAAUAUAUGUAACAAUGUAGCACCACUCAUCCUUCUAUCAGUACAAACUUUCUUAAUUUAUCAUUCUGUAGCUAUAUAUUAUGUCAGAAAAAAGUGAAGUAUUGUAUAAUUGCAUUAUAUGUCAGGAAGUGUUGCCAUAAUUUGUCCUUAAA